Messenger RNA from Stegastes partitus (bicolor damselfish), 1702 nucleotides. RefSeq names its product zinc finger, CCHC domain containing 4 (gene zcchc4). Gene Ontology annotation, biological process: rRNA methylation. The transcript has 13 exons. Gene Ontology annotation, cellular component: cytoplasm; nucleolus. Bases 88 to 1578 code for a protein of 496 amino acids. Gene Ontology annotation, molecular function: nucleic acid binding; zinc ion binding; rRNA (adenine-N6-)-methyltransferase activity. The record is from RefSeq and is a predicted model, not a curated record. Lineage: Eukaryota; Metazoa; Chordata; Actinopteri; Pomacentridae.
ACCGGCAUGGCUUCCACUCGUCAGACUGAGCCACACUCGUGUUAAGGAUUUUAAAGUAAAAUUAACUACCUGCGUAAAGGUCACGACAUGGAUCUAUCCGAGGAACACGAUGACAGUUUUGGAAUAGAAGUUAUUAUAGCAGAGGGUGGGAAACCAGCGCCAUGUUGUCCGCAUGGUCCAACCUUGCUGUUUGAGAAAGUCUGCAAAGGAGGCAAAGAAGGCAGGAGGUUUUAUGCCUGCUCGGCCUGUCGAGACAGAAAGGACUGCAACUUUUUCCAGUGGGAAGAUGAUAAGGUGUCAGAGGUCAGGCUGUUGGCCAGAGAGGCAGAGAACAAGUCAAUGAGGCCUCCUUUCACCCAGCAGGAGUACUGUAACAGGUUUCGAAAGUUCGCCUCCCUCCCUCUUGAUGAGAAGAAGUUCUGUCAUGACUGCCAGAUUCUGCUGCUGCCAGUGGAGCACGCCGCUCACGCUGCUCACAGAUGCGUGGCCAUCAUGGCGGCUCAGCUGAGGAGGCCCAGCGUGCUGCUGCGUCCUCUGGACAACAAGAAGAGCAACGCCCAGUACCUUUUCACCGACCGCAGCGCACGCUUCCUGCUGGACACCCUCGCUGGUCUGGGAUACAGGAAGGUGCUGUGUGUGGGAACACCCAGACUGCAGGAGCUGAUCAAGCUGCGAAACCUGGAGCAGAACAACGAGCCAAUGAAGAAUCUGCUGCUGGACAUUGACUUCAGAUAUGCCCAGUUCUACAGCCGGGAUGAGUUCUGUCAUUACAACAUGUUCAACAAUCACUUCUUUGGUGGAGAGGCCUCCAGUGCAGUCCUGAAGACUUUCCUCUCAGAGUCCGAUGGGCAGAAGGUGGUGAUGGUGGCUGACCCUCCGUUCGGCGGCCUGGUGAAGCCUCUGGCCAACAGCUUCUCUCUGAUAUCACAGACCUGGAAGAAGCUGAAGAGCUCUGACAGCGGGAACGUUGACCUGCCCAUGGUGUGGAUCUUCCCGUACUUCUUUGAGCCUCGCAUCCUGGAGUGUCUCCCUUCAUUGGCCAUGUUGGACUACCAGGUGGACUAUGACAACCAUCCUCUGUAUAAACAUGGGAAGACAGGCAGGAAGCAGUCUCCUGUCAGGCUCUUCACUAAUAUUACACCCAGAGAUGUUGUCCUGCCAAAAGACGAGGGAUACAGAUUCUGCUCUGUAUGUGAGAGAUACGUUUGGUCCCUGAACAAACACUGCGCUAAAUGCAACCUCUGCCCAUCCAAGGACGGUCGUGAAUGGAAGCACUGCUCAACAUGCGAGAAAUGCGUGAAACCAUCGUGGAAGCACUGCCAGUCCUGCGGUCGCUGUGCCCUCCCGGACCACCCAUGUGGCCGCGGGGAAGGAAAAGAAGGCUGUUUUAACUGCGGCAGCCUGAAGCACAAACGCAAAUCCUGCCCUCUCAGAGACACGCACAGGAUCAACAGUUAUCGGCCCAAAGCCAAGAGAGGAGGCAAAAAUGUUCCCCGUCCUCCGUCCUUUAAGCCUAAAGCUAAGAGGAAGUCUGGAGCAGCUCGCAGAGCAAAGAAGUUGGCUGCUCAGUCGACGUAAUUUCAGCAGUCACGCAAUGUCUCGUCAGCUGUGCAGCCCCAAGCAAGCGGUACAUCUAUUUAGAGCCAAAUGGUUGAUGUUAACAGUGUCGGAUGUAGAAUAAAAAUCAUUAAUAAAGUGAGAA